This is a messenger RNA of Sinocyclocheilus anshuiensis, 3080 nucleotides long. RefSeq names its product dipeptidyl peptidase 4-like. Gene Ontology annotation, biological process: proteolysis. Bases 358 to 2610 code for a protein of 750 amino acids. The record is from RefSeq and is a predicted model, not a curated record. The transcript is spliced from 26 exons. Gene Ontology annotation, molecular function: dipeptidyl-peptidase activity; serine-type endopeptidase activity. Gene Ontology annotation, cellular component: plasma membrane. Lineage: Eukaryota; Metazoa; Chordata; Actinopteri; Cypriniformes; Cyprinidae.
CAAAGCAGACCGGUUGUGCUAACUUCGACAGUCACAGCUGCUGAACUGAAAUAGAACAGAGUUAUAGGCGCUCACGGAGGGAAGCACAUAGCCUACUAAACGCACUCCGACGGGAAGUUGCGCGGAAUGCUGAUUCUGAGGAAGUUUUGCCACAAUUCCUUCACUCCAGACUCAAUGAUGCAUCGGAGGAAAUACAUUUUUAACCUGGAAAAUUGCAGUCGGACGGAAUAAAGCGCAGCGGUCUGUUCAACUCUUGCAUUCACGCGGACAAAAGUGACUGAGGAUCUGUUUAAGGACAGACAGGCGUCAGUGGACUCCUAGAGACUGGAUGCGCUUUUUAGAAGUUCCUGCGCAAUUAUGGGCUGUAAUAAGGUGUGCGUGGCGCUGGUCGGGGCGCUUGUCGUCAUCACGCUCAUCAUUAUUCCCACGGCAAUUUACGUAAACAGAGAUGAGUCUGCAUUAAAGAGAACUUAUUCUUUUUAUGAUUUUUACAAUGAUACCAUCAGGUAUAAAACAUACAGUCUCCACUGGAUGUCAGACAAUGAAUACCUCCACAAAACCAGCGAAGGCCAUAUUUACGUACACAAUGCUGAAACGAAGGAAAGCUCAAUGUACCUGAGCAACUCAACAUUUGCCCAAGUGGAUGCCACAGAUUACAUAUUGUCAGCAGACAGAAAGUUUGUCAUCUUUGAGAGCAAUUACUCAAAGCUAUGGCGACACUCCUUCACUGCAUCCUACCAUAUUUACAACAUGGAGUCUCAGGAAUUUCUCUCCAAGGUUCAGAUUCCACCUGUAACACAGUUCUUAGUGUGGGCACCAAUAGGAAAUAAAUUGGCUUACGUCUGGGAAUAUAAUAUUUACCUCAAAAAGAACGCCACUGCUGAGGCCGUACAAGUCACUCACAAUGGAAAAGUCAACGAAAUUCACAAUGGGGUUCCAGACUGGGUUUAUGAAGAGGAAGUUUUUGCAUCCAACGAAGCCAUCUGGUGGUCUCCGCAGGGGAAAUAUCUGGCUUACCUACAAAUCAAUGACACUGGAGUUCACAACAUUGAAUACUCAUUGUAUGGAAAUGACCAGUAUCCCACCACAGUAUUUAUCCCCUACCCAAAAGCAGGCUGUGUUAUUCCCAGAGCAAGGCUGUUUGUGAUUGACGUGGAAAAUCCAUCCAAACAAUCAGAAGUGGUGGUACCGAAAUCUGUCGGAUCAGGCGAUCACUAUCUGAGAACAGUCACCUGGGUCACAGAUGAGCGUCUAGCUGUUCAAUGGCUGCCACGCCGACAGGACAGCGUCCUUCUGCAGAUCUAUGACUAUGAUGGCACCAACUGGAAAGAAACCUCGAAAUUUGAGCAAAAGAGCAAAACUGGAUGGGUUGGACGGUACUUUCCCGCAGCUCCUUACUUUGCUGCAAAUAACAUGAGUUUUUACAAAGUUAUGAGCAAUGACAAAGGUUAUAAACAUCUCCACUAUGUGGAUGCCGGAAAAGCAACACCCAUCACCUCAGGCAAAUGGGAAGUGAUAUACAUCUCAAAAGUAACCAAAGAUUCCAUAUACUACGUGAGUAAUGAACACAUGGGAAGACCUGGACAGAGAAACCUUUACAAGAUUUCUAUAAGCAAGAGUGGACAUCUUGCCCCCGAGUGCCUCACCUGUUCGCUGUACCAGGACAGGUGUCAGUAUAACUCUGCUUACUUCAGCCUGAACGCCUCUUUCUUCCGUAUGGACUGCUACGGACCAGGGCUUCCGCUGUUUACACUGAUGGACAACAGAGGGCCCGCUAAAGAGAUUCAGGUACUUGAGGACAAUAAGAAACUGGAAAAAAUACUGACUACAGAGCUUCUGAUGCCGACCAUCAAACGUGCCACAAUGAAAAUCGCAGGAUUCGACCUGUGGUAUCAGAUGAUGUUCCCACCAAAUUUUGACUCCUCCAAAAAGUACCCUCUUUUAAUUCAAGUAUAUGGCGGUCCAGCCAGUCAGAAUACAGACUAUGUGUUUCGACUGGAGUGGGCCACGUACCUGUGCAGCACAGAGAAGGUCAUCAUCGCCAGCUUUGAUGGCAGGGGAAGUGGUUACCAGGGUGAUGAGAUAAUGCAUGCCAUCUACGGCCGGCUGGGAACGUACGAGGUGGAAGAUCAGAUCUCGGCCAUGAGAAAAUUAAUUGAAAUGGGUUUCAUUGACAAAAACAGAAUUGGCAUGUGGGGUUGGUCAUAUGGUGGCUAUGUGACUUCCAUGGUUCUGGGAUCAGGAUGUGGACUGCUCAAAUGUGGAAUUGCCGUGGCUCCUGUCGCUAAGUGGGAGUAUUAUGAUGCCGUAUAUACAGAGAGAUACAUGCAUCGCCCUGAGGAAAACAUGGAAAGUUAUAAAAAUUCUACAGUGACCGGCAGGGCAAAAAAUUUCAAGUCAGUGCAAUACAUGCUGGUGCAUGGCACUGCAGACGACAACGUCCACUUCCAGCAGGCUGCCCAAAUUUCCAAAGCCCUGGUGGAAAAUCAAGUUGAUUUUGAAGCAAUGUGGUACACCGAUAAGGAUCAUGGACUGUCUGGUAAAGCGCGUUACCACCUCUACACACACUUGAACCAUUUCCUGCAGAACUGCUUUGCUGAGAAAAAAUAAAUGGACAUAUUGAUGCAUUAUGAAGACAAAAAUGUUCCUCUUACAUUGACACAAACACUGUUAAUGACAGAUGCUUGACAUGUUAGUCUGUAUAUACUGUAGAACAUGUUGAUGGGAACAAACUCUUAUGUCAGAGUCAAUUACAUUUACAUGUAAGAUUUUAUAUUAUUCUUUUAAUAUGUGGAAUUUGUAUUAGCUGUUGUUUUUCUUAUCAAAUUGCUGUGAUGAUUACUCUACGAAUGUGACCUGAUAUGAAUGCAGUGUAUCUCACAGAAUUCUGGCAUGUUUUAUAAUGUUACAUUUACAAAUCGAUUGUGGAAGCCAUUGUUUUAUGCAGUUGUGUUUAUGCACUGACUUCAAUGCGUGGUCUGAGCAUGUCUGUAAGAAAACUGAUCAAGUGAAACAUUCUGGAUUUGAAUGCCUCAUGCUUCAUACAUCCUGAAAACUGAAUGAAAAGAGAAAGAACAAUA